Molecule: messenger RNA, 1869 nt
Organism: Schizophyllum commune H4-8
Lineage: Eukaryota; Fungi; Basidiomycota; Agaricomycetes; Agaricales; Schizophyllaceae
Exons: 11
Coding region: 261-1745 (494 amino acids)
Biological process (GO): transmembrane transport
Cellular component (GO): plasma membrane
Molecular function (GO): transmembrane transporter activity
Source: RefSeq, a predicted model, not a curated record
CCUCCAGCUGCAUUCCGCCGUCGUUUGCCAUGGGUGUCGGGCACACAGCGCCCCCAGUGCCCCCUCGAUAACGCUUUCCAGCAUUCUCGAUCGCUAUUGGCUACUCGGAUCUGGACGGACGGCCAAAAAUGUCUGGCGUGCUUGUUGACUCGAUCCCCCUUGUGCUCGUUGGAUCUAGCUCGAGCUCUAGUUGGCUGCUAUUCUCGUGGGCCACAUAGACUAUCGCUCUGGCUGCGUCAUUCGUACAGAACAAUCGCAAUAUGUUGGACGAAGAGAAAGGACAGAAGUUUGCCAACAAGGAUUCCAUAGAUGAUAGCGAGCGCGCAUCGACUGAAGCUGGACGCAGUCGAUGGGCGCGCCGGCUGCUCGCGCUCGGGGUGGAGGAGCGAGGUGUCAAGCCCGUCCCACCAGAGCAUCGUACAGACAGCGGUUACGACAAGAUUUUCUUCGUAUGGGCUUCCAUGAACACGAACAUCCUAUCCUUUUCCGCCGGUACUCUCGGCCCUGUCGUCUACGGCCUCGGACUGCGAGACGCGUGUCUUGUCAUCCUGUUCUUCAACCUGCUGUGUGCAGCCCCACCCGCUUACCUGACGACAUGGGGCCCGAAGACGGGCAUGCGACAGAUGGUACAGGCACGGUACUCAUUCGGCUAUUUCGGUGUCAUUCUCCCUUGCAUUCUGAACCUCAUCGGAAUGUGUGGGUUUUGUAUACUCAACUCGAUCCUCGGAGGACAGACACUCGCGAGCGUUUCGAGCCACAACUUGAGCUGGACCGUCGGAAUAGUCAUCAUCACGAUCGUCUCCCUCUUCAUUUCCUUCUGCGGGUACAAAGUCCUUACCUGGUUCGAACGCGUGGCCUGGAUACCUGUUGUCAUCGUCUACGUGGUUGCGCUCGGCGUCAGCGGCAAGCACCUCUACAACUUCGAGGGCGCCGAGCCUGCGACGCCUGGCGCGGUGCUGUCGUUUGCCUCCAUCAUCGUGGGCUUCGUGGUCACGUAUUCGCCGCUCGCGUCAGAUUUUACGAUCUACUUUAGGCCUGGAAUCUCCAGCUUCCGUCUCUUCCUCUACUCCUACUUCGGGUUCCUCCUGCCUAUCGUGCCCCUUCAAUGUCUGGGCGCCGCCGUCGCUGGCGUCGCCUCGUCACAACCCGAAUGGGAAGCUGGCUAUGCGGGCGACAAUGUCGGUGGUCUCGUAGAAGCGAUGCUUCACCCCGUUGGUGGCUUCGGCAAAUUCCUGACCGUGCUCUUGAGCUUGUCCGUGGCGGGCAACAUCGCAGCGACCUUCUAUUCCAUGUCGAUCAAUCUUCAGCUUUUCGUGCCCUUUUUGUGGGUCGUACCUCGCUACGUCUUCUCCGUGGUCGGAACAGCGAUCGUCAUCCCCCUCGCCAUCGUCGGCGCGCACAGCUUCUACGAUACCCUCACGAACUUCCUAAGUCUCAUCGGAUAUUGGGCGGGCGCCUUCAUCGCCGUCAUUCUUGUCGAGCACUGGUUCUUCAGGAAGUCCGACCUGAGGGCUUACGACCCCAUGAUAUGGAAUCGACCGCGAGAGCUUCCGUCCGGACUGGCUGCCGUCGGUGCUGCCAUCCUAUGCUUCGGCCUGGUCAUACCUGGCAUGGACCAGGUGUGGUUCGUCGGGCCCAUCGCGAAGACUACGGGCGACCUCGGCUUCGAGUUCGCUUUCUUCGCGACUGUGAUACUCUACAUACCCUUUAGAAUGCUGGAGAUCAAAAUCAGGAAACGGUUGUAGGCGGUGGAAUAUCCUGGGCAAUGUACGAGCAAAGCGGUACAAAGAUAGAUGUGUAGGAAGUGUGUAGAAACCGGGAUCAUCUCGUUCAUACCACAGCGGCAAUAGAUAGAAUAGUGGUCAGCAU